Molecule: messenger RNA, 2301 nt
Organism: Aspergillus uvarum CBS 121591
Lineage: Eukaryota; Fungi; Ascomycota; Eurotiomycetes; Eurotiales; Aspergillaceae
Exons: 13
Coding region: 1-2139 (712 amino acids)
Source: RefSeq, a predicted model, not a curated record
AUGGCUUCAUUGCUUCAAAAUACCACCGUUAGUAUAGCGAAAGGCGUCGUAGACACAGCCGAGAAGACCACGUCUGCUGUCGAUGACAACCUGAAGAAAGUUUCUGAUAUCCUAAAUAAAGGCACACCCGAGAUCCUCCAUGUCUACUCAUAUGAUGGAGAUACCAGACUCGUGAAGGAGAAAGCCUGCAUUCCGUUUGCCAACCCAGACGACGCAGGUCUGAAGCUUUCGGACAUUCGUCAGCUACUAAUCAGCGAAAAGGCCCUGGAACCAAGGCUGCAUGAAACACCUCUCUUUCGCCCCAUAUCGGAGGCAGUCGCAGACACCACCAGUUUCAGGGCGUAUCUCCAGAUUCUCAAUGAGAAGGACCGGACAGAAGACAAUGCCGACACCUACCGGGUGUACCUCAAUUCCAAGAAAAUCAUCGAGACCGGUUAUACCCAUGGUCUUCGCAACCAAGGGGAGAAGGUGGCGGUGGAUAAGAGUGCUGCCGAUUUCCCGGUCGCUCGACAGCCCACCAAGCCCCAGGAAGCCACUACCUUCAGUCACAAUAUCUUCUACAAUCCUGCCACGACGUUUAGUAUUGUCCAUCCAGCCGAUAUGUCGGAGAAGCAUUGGAGUGUGGUGAUGCGCAACAACUGUUUUGUGUUGAAACCACGCAACUUCUUCAACUACCAGAUCAGUGCGACGGCAGAGGUGGACUCAAUUGGAGAGGCAAAGCAAUCACUCCGGAUCCCUCGCUUCCGGAUUGACGACGACUCGUAUAUCAGACAGUUCGAAACGAAGAAAUCGGUGUCUCGAGCGAUGGCUGAAGCGUCCUUAUCUGAAACCGAUGCUAAAAUGGCCAUCGAAGGCGGCGCCUUUGGUUACAGUGCCAGCGCGUCGGCAAGCUACAGUGAGAGCAAAUCAUCAUCGUCGACCUCCAGUAGCACUCAAGAGAGUCGCGUAAUGACAAUCACCUACAAUUUUCCCCGAGUGGUCAUUGACUUCGAGCCGUCUGGCCUUGAUCUGAGCGAGGAAUGCAAGUUCGAUCUGGAGCGGGUCAAUACAGCUGCAGCCAUCGAUAUCUUCAAGAGCAAAUACGGCCGCUUUUUUACUACCAGGGUUCAGCUGGGCGGUCGCCUCCACAACUCGGAACAGAGUGAAUCCACCGACGUCGCGGCCACCGCAAAACAGGCCAAGUCGAUGAGGGCAGCCGCGGCGCUUUCUUUCUCCUCGCCUUGGGUGCAGGCGUCGGCCAGUGCAAGCCAUAGCAACUCGUCCGACUCUAGCUCCGAGAAGAGGGAUGUGUCAGCAUACAGCACGAUCAAUUGGGAGGCUCAGGGUGGCGAUACCCUGCAGUGCAACAACCCUCCCAACUGGGCGUACACUGUCGGCUCGUUUUACAACUGGAGACCCAUCCACCAAUCCAAGAUCAUGCCGCUUGAAGACGUCAUUUCCAUGGUGCCGGGAUAUGAAGAUACCAAGGCACGAUCUUAUCUAGUCGACACAAUCACUGACUCUAUCCCAGCCGAACUAGCAAGGCAGCUGUUAGCCUUGUACGGCACGGGCUUAUUUACCGCACAGAGAGAAAGGCUCAGUAAACAGUUGAACGAAGCGGAAUUUGGCAAGCUGCCCGUCCAGUUCGUGCAGUCCCAACGGACAGCUCAGGCCCCAGGUCAAGACUUCUCUAUUAUCACGGAGCAAGGCGAGACUCCAAAGCUCAAAUAUGACCAACAGUACAAAAUCAAGACCACCAUUGAGGGCAAGGAACAAUGGCUCGGCAUCAACCCUACCAUGGCUCGCGUGGUAGAGCAGGCUCUGGUUUGGGCAGGCAGUAACGCCGAGCAUGCGUGUUAUUUCACCUUUAUUCCGGUGGACCUUGGUCAGACGGGUCAGUAUGUGGAAUCGGACGAUUGUUUCUACAUCUACCUUUAUGAUCGACACAAGAACAAGAUCGGAUACGCUGGCCGUCCGGGCCUAUGGUUACUAACGCCAGAGGGACCGGACAGACAGGUGACCGAGGACGUCUAUAUCGAAAGGGGUGUCGCCAUUCAAAGAGCCAGAAUGCGACAGACUAGCGAAGAUGCUGUGGGCACCGAUGUGGAUAUUGGCGAUCUGAAAAGUGAGGCAAGCCUGUUCACGCUCAGCUACCUUUGAUCGCACGUUGCCAUCACACUGCUUUGCUCUUCUGUUGCUGUAAUCACAUCACGGAGGCUCAGGGUAAUCAUCAUUUUGCGGAUUCAGGCGGGCUGUGACACAGUACAACAACACAGGGCAAGCCAGCGAGCUCCUGCGUAGAACGUGACCUGUGCUUAUCUG